UGGCUCGAACAUUCUCCCCAAGCGGUUACCCCUUCCAAAUAGGCAAAAUACCAACUUUCAUUCAAGCACUUGUAGUUCUUUCUUUCUGUUAGACACAGCAAAACACAAAACAUUGUUCGUUUUCAUAUUCAUAGAAAGCUAAUUAAGCAAAGUAACACCGAGAGAGGGGUUCGUUAAAACACUGUUAUUUGUUAACAGUACUGUUCGUGGCCAUGGAAGCAGCUGAGCCUGCCACCGCUCCUCAGUUGGCCCUCGCCGACACAGACAUCAACUGGGACAGGUUGGAUAAAACAAAGUUCCACAUGAUUGGCGCCAUUCUCUUCACCGUUCAAUCAGCGCUGCUCCAUCCAACGGCGGUGGUGAAGACGCGCAUGCAAGUGGCGGCGGGGUCGCGAGGAAUGUCGGUGUUCAGUCACAUUCUCCGGAGCGACGGCAUUCCGGGUAUCUUCAGAGGCUUCGGCACUUCCGCCGUCGGUUCGGUGCCCGGUAGGAUCCUCGCUCUCACCUCUCUCGAGGUCUCCAAAGACAUCAUCUUGAAACACACGCAAGGCACUCACAUUCCAGAAGCUUCACGCGUCGGCCUCGCCAACGGGGUCGCCGGCAUGGUCUCCAACUUGGUUUCUUGUGUCUAUUUUGUGCCCUUGGACGUGAUUUGUCAGAGGUUGAUGGUGCAGGGUCUGCCAGGGACAACGUUUUGUAGAGGGCCGCUUGAUGUUGUUCGUAAAGUUGUGGAGGCUGAGGGGUUUCGAGGCUUGUAUAGGGGUUUUGGAUUAACAGCUCUAACCCAGUCACCUGCUUCUGCACUUUGGUGGGGUUCAUAUGCUGCCGCACAACACCUCAUUUGGAGGAGUUUGGGCUACAAAGAUGAUACAGGGAACAAACCUUCACAUAUGGAAAUGGUGACAGUUCAGGCUACUGCUGGGAUGGUGGCUGGUGCUUGUUCCUCUGUUAUCACUACUCCCAUAGAUACUGUAAAAACACGUCUUCAGGUUAUGGACAACUAUGGUUCUGGAAGACCAUCAGUACUGAAGACAGCAAAGACUCUCCUUAAGGAAGAUGGUUGGUGGGGAUUUUACAGGGGGUUUGGACCAAGAUUCUUAAACAUGUCACUUUAUGGAACAACCAUGAUUGUUACUUAUGAACUGAUAAAGAGAUUAUCAGUUCAAUCAAGUCUGAAGUCUUUUACUUAAGAGAUGCAACUGCACUGCAAGAGCAGAGACAGAGAUUCAACACAUUUCGUUUUAGCAUGUCUAGCUUGUGUUCAGGAACAACCUAUUGAUGGAUACGUUCAACCUCAAGCAAAGGCCUGAUCAGUCUACCCUUUUCUCAAAGAUGUGGCUCCUUUUCUAUAUUUUUAUUAACAACAUAACUUUUGCUUCUUUAGAGCUGCUACACCGGAAUUCUUGUUUCUUUUGUGAUUUGUUUUGAGUAUUUGGGUGGGGUGGAAUAUAACUAUUUAAGUCAUAAGUGCUUCUGAGAGCUUCUCUACAGAAAAUAUAGAACUUUUUUUGGUAGAGAAGUUUUGAAAAGCUCUUAAAAGCAUUCUACCUUUGUAUCCAAACAGCGCUGGCAUUACUUGUAGUACACAGCCCAAAAAAUCCGGGCAAUUUUGCAGAUAAUGUAGGAUUCCUGAUGGAACAGAUUUAAUGUCUUCCCUUGUCAUUAUAAUCCUGUCAAGUUCUUUUUGACAUUAUAA
This is a messenger RNA of Glycine soja, 1696 nucleotides long. RefSeq names its product solute carrier family 25 member 44-like. The record is from RefSeq and is a predicted model, not a curated record. The transcript is spliced from 6 exons. The coding region runs from base 213 to 1190 and encodes 325 amino acids. NCBI's taxonomy places the organism in Eukaryota, Viridiplantae, Streptophyta, Magnoliopsida, Fabales, Fabaceae.